GGCUCCAGGCCGGGUUUUGGCGCCCGCCCGCCUGCUGCCUCCUGGCGGCUCCUGAACUCCAGCCCCCUCUCUAUCAGCCUCUCACUCCGUCUCAAUAUGUCUCAAGAUGGCGGCCAAUGUGGGAUCGAUGUUUCAAUAUUGGAAGCGCUUUGAUUUACAGCAGCUGCAGAGAGAACUUGAUGCCACCGCAACAGUAUUGGCAAACAGGCAAGAUGAGAGUGAGCAGUCCAGAAAACGGCUCAUUGAGCAGAGCCGAGAAUUCAAGAAGAACACUCCAGAGGAUUUGCGCAAGCAGGUAGCACCACUGCUCAAGAGCUUCCAAGGGGAGAUUGAUGCACUGAGUAAAAGAAGCAAAGAAGCAGAGGCGGCCUUCUUGACUGUGUACAAGAGAUUAAUUGAUGUUCCAGAUCCUGUACCAGCGCUGGACCUCGGGCAACAGCUGGAAAUAAAAGUACAGCGUCUACACGACAUUGAAACAGAGAACCAGAAACUUAGAGAAACACUAGAAGAAUACAACAAGGAGUUUGCCGAAGUGAAACAUCAAGAGGUUACGAUAAAAGCACUUAAGGAGAAAAUCCGAGAAUACGAGCAGACUCUGAAGAGCCAGGCCGAGACCAUUGCUCUGGAGAAGGAACAGAAGUUGCAAAAUGAUUUUGCAGAGAAGGAAAGAAAACUGCAAGAGACCCAGAUGUCCACCACCUCAAAGCUGGAGGAAGCGGAGCACAAACUCCAGACUUUGCAAACAGCCCUGGAAAAAACUCGAACAGAAUUAUUUGACCUGAAAACCAAAUAUGAUGAAGAAACUACUGCAAAGGCCGAUGAGAUUGAGAUGAUCAUGACUGACCUUGAACGAGCCAAUCAGAGGGCAGAGGUGGCACAGAGAGAGGCAGAGACUUUGAGGGAACAGCUCUCAUCGGCCAACCACUCUCUCCAGCUGGCCUCACAGAUCCAGAAGGCUCCGGAUGUGGAGCAGGCCAUGGAGGUGCUGGCCCGAUCCAGCCUGGAAGUAGAGUUGGCUGCCAAAGAGCGGGAGAUUGCCCAACUGGUAGAAGACGUGCAGCGACUCCAGGCCAGCCUCACCAAACUGCGGGAGAAUUCUGCCAGCCAGAUCUCACAACUGGAGCAGCAACUGAGUGCCAAGAAUAACACACUCAAACAACUGGAAGAAAAACUCAAAGGCCAGGCUGACUAUGAAGAGGUGAAAAAAGAGCUGAACACCCUGAAGUCCAUGGAGUUUGCACCAUCGGAAGGAGCAGGGACACAGGACUCUACCAAGCCCCUGGAGGUUUUACUCCUGGAGAAGAACCGUUCGCUGCAGUCUGAGAAUGCCACGCUGCGCAUCUCCAACAGUGACCUGAGCGGGUCAGCCAGGAGAAAAGGGAGAGACCAGCCUGAGAGUCGGCGCCCGGGACCCUUGCCGGCCUCCCCUCCUCCUCAGUUGCCCCGCAACACGGGGGAACAGGUUUCCAAUACUAACGGUACACACCACUUCUCACCAGCGGGGUUAAGUCAAGACUUUUUCAGCUCAAACCUGGCCAACCCCAGCCUACCCCUGGCUUCUACAGGAAAGUUUGCACUAAACUCUAUUCUCCAGCGACAGCUAAUGCAGUCCUUCUACUCCAAGGCCAUGCAGGAAGCCGGAAGCACAAGCACGAUUUUUUCAACAGGUCCUUACAGCACAAACUCCAUAUCUUCCCCAAGUCCAUUACAACAAAGCCCAGAUGUAAAUGGCAUGGCCCCAUCUCCCAGCCAAUCAGAAAGUGCUGGGAGCGUCUCAGAGGGUGAGGAAAUUGAUACAGCAGAAAUCGCACGGCAGGUCAAAGAACAGCUGAUCAAGCACAACAUUGGACAGCGCAUUUUUGGACAUUACGUCUUAGGACUAUCUCAAGGGUCUGUGAGUGAGAUUCUGGCCCGGCCAAAGCCCUGGAAUAAGCUGACUGUCCGUGGCAAGGAGCCAUUCCACAAAAUGAAGCAGUUCUUAUCUGAUGAACAGAACAUCUUGGCACUUCGUAGCAUCCAAGGCAGACAGAGAGAGAAUCCAGGCCAGAGCCUGAACAGACUCUUUCAGGAAGUACCGAAACGAAGAAAUGGGUCUGAAGGUAACAUCACUACCCGGAUCCGAGCAUCUGAGACUGGUUCUGAUGAAGCAAUCAAGUCUAUCCUGGAACAAGCCAAGAGGGAACUCCAAGUGCAGAAAACUGCUGAGCCAGUCCAGCCAUCUUCCGCAUCCAGCAGUGGGAACUCUGAUGAUGCCAUUCGCUCCAUCCUACAGCAGGCCCGCCGGGAAAUGGAGGCCCAGCAGGCAGCCCUUGACCCUGCCUUAAAGCCAGCACCACUGUCCCAGCCUGACCUUGCUAUCCUCACUCCCAAGCUCUUGUCUGCCUCACCCAUGUCUACUGUGUCCACUUACUCUCCUCUUGCCAUCCCCCUGAAGAAAACCCCUGCGGCACCUGAGGCCAGUACCUCAACCUUACCCAAUGCCCCAGCCCUCAAAAAAGAGGCUCAGGAUGCACCUGGGCUAGACCCUCCAGGAUCAACUGAUACUGCCCAGGGGGUAUUACGACAGGUGAAGAGUGAGCUGGUCCGUGGCAGCACCUGGAAGGAUCCUUGGUGGAGCCCUGUACAGCCUGAAAGAAGAAAUCUCACCUCUUCUGAAGAGACCAAGGCUGAUGAAGCAGCUGCAAGUGGGAAAGAAAAGGUAGCCAGUAGCCAACCUCGGGCUGAGCGCAGCCAGCUUCAGGGACCCUCGUCAUCAGCAGAGUACUGGAAAGAGUGGCCUAAUGCUGAGUCGCCGUACUCCCAGAGCUCAGAGCUGAGCCUCACUGGAGCCAGCCGCAGCGAGACACCCCAGAAUAGUCCUCUGCCCUCCUCCCCAAUCGUGCCCAUGGCAAAGCCAGCAAAGCCCUCAGUACCCCCACUGACUCCUGAGCAGUACGAGGUCUACAUGUAUCAGGAAGUGGACACCAUUGAGCUCACCCGGCAAGUCAAAGAGAAGUUGGCCAAGAAUGGCAUUUGCCAGAGGAUCUUCGGAGAGAAGGUACUGGGCCUGUCCCAGGGCAGUGUCAGCGACAUGCUCUCAAGGCCAAAGCCAUGGAGCAAACUGACCCAGAAAGGCCGAGAACCCUUCAUCCGGAUGCAGCUCUGGCUGAAUGGAGAGCUAGGCCAGGGUGUUCUGCCUGUGCAAGGGCAGCAACAAGGGCCAGUCCUCCACUCAGUGACGUCUCUGCAGGACCCCCUCCAGCAGGGCUGUGUAAGCUCAGAAAGCACUCCAAAGACCUCUGCCAGCUGUAGCCCUGCUCCUGAGUCCCCAAUGAGUUCCAGCGAAUCCGUGAAGAGUCUCACCGAGUUGGUCCAGCAGCCCUGUCCUGCCAUUGAGACCAGUAAAGAAGGCAAACCGCCAGAACCCAGCGACCCACCAGCCUCAGACUCCCAACCCACAACACCGCUGCCUCUCUCUGGACACUCAGCCCUCAGCAUCCAAGAAUUAGUAGCCAUGUCUCCCGAGCUGGACACCUACGGCAUAACCAAGAGGGUCAAAGAGGUGCUGACGGACAACAACCUUGGUCAGCGCUUAUUUGGGGAGACCAUCCUGGGGCUCACCCAGGGCUCUGUCUCCGACCUCCUUGCCCGCCCAAAGCCCUGGCAUAAGCUCAGUCUGAAAGGACGAGAGCCCUUUGUCCGCAUGCAACUAUGGCUGAACGACCCCAACAAUGUGGAGAAGCUGAUGGACAUGAAGCGGAUGGAGAAGAAAGCCUACAUGAAGCGGAGACACAGCUCUGUCAGUGACAGCCAGCCCUGUGAGCCCCCCUCUGUGGGCAUUGACUACAGUCAGGGCGCCAGCCCCCAGCCACAACACCAGCUGAAGAAACCUCGAGUGGUGCUGGCGCCCGAGGAGAAAGAAGCGCUGAAGCGAGCAUAUCAGCAGAAGCCAUAUCCAUCACCAAAAACGAUCGAGGAGCUUGCCACACAACUCAACCUGAAGACCAGCACCGUCAUCAACUGGUUCCAUAAUUACAGGUCUCGAAUCCGCAGAGAACUGUUCAUUGAGGAGAUUCAAGCCGGAAGCCAGGGCCAGGCCGGUGCCAGUGACUCACCUUCGGCCCGAAGUGGCCGCGUCGCACCCAGCUCAGAAGGUGACAGCUGUGAUGGUGUGGAGGCCGCCGAUGUCGAGGAGCCAGGUGGCACCACAGUGGCCACCAAGUCUCAGGGAAGGCCGGCAGAGGUGGCCGCAGCCCCGGCCGACCAGGAAGAGGCAACGCAGCCUGCUGAGAAGGCGAAGGCGCAGCCAUUAUCCUCGGUGACCCCAGGACAGGACGACGGUGAAGACGCUGGCCGGCCUAGGCCACCGCCCGAAGGCCUCACCGACACCCCGGCGCCUGUGCCAAACCUCGCCGCACCAGCGGCCGGAGAGGACGCCGCUACCUCAGCCACUGCGAUGGCCACCGAGGCCCCUGGGGCGGCUAGGGCGGGGCCUGCAGAGAGGAGUUCUGCAUUGCCAAGCACCAGCGCGCCUGCCAACGCGCCUGCACGAAGGCCUAGCUCACUGCAGAGCCUCUUCGGCCUGCCUGAGGCGGCGGGCGCCCGGGACAACCCGGUCCGCAAAAAGAAGGCCGCAAACUUGAACAGCAUCAUCCACCGCCUGGAGAAGGCUGCCAGCCGGGAGGAGCCCAUUGAAUGGGAGUUCUGAGGGCGCCGGGCCUCUGGGCCUGAUCAGCAGGGCCUCGCCGGGCCUAGCCAGGCCUACUUGCGCCUAGCAGGUCCCAGCCAGGCCUAGUCAGCACUGUCUAGUAGUGGGCUGGGGCAGGCGGGUGCGUGAAGGGCGGUGCCGACCCGAGGCCUGGACGUGUUGCGCACUUACGCCCUGCGGGCCACAGGGCAAAAUCGCCAUAGGCCAAGGUGCAUAUAGAAAACAAAGGAGCA
This is a messenger RNA of Arvicola amphibius (Eurasian water vole), 4920 nucleotides long. It is a transcript of the gene Cux1, whose product is annotated as cut like homeobox 1. Gene Ontology annotation, biological process: regulation of DNA-templated transcription; intra-Golgi vesicle-mediated transport. Gene Ontology annotation, molecular function: DNA binding; DNA-binding transcription factor activity, RNA polymerase II-specific. The record is from RefSeq and is a predicted model, not a curated record. The transcript has 24 exons. Gene Ontology annotation, cellular component: Golgi membrane. Bases 107 to 4687 code for a protein of 1526 amino acids. Lineage: Eukaryota; Metazoa; Chordata; Mammalia; Rodentia; Cricetidae.